AGCAGCAGAUCCGACAGGCCAGAAACAGUGGCGGGAUUGCUCAGCAGGAUUAUCUGGCCCUGAUUUCUGAGGUGACAGCGAAAACCCGCGUUCUGACACAGGAAGAGGAAACGGCCACCCGCCAGAAAACCGCAUUUAUUCGUCAGCUGAAAGAACAGACAAGUCGCCAGAAAAUGACCACGACGGAACUGCUUCGGGCAAAGGCGGCACAACUUGGGUGCAGCAGUGCCGCGGAGGUGUACAUCCGUAAAAUGGAGAAAGCCGGAAACACCACACAUUCGCUGGGACUGAAAAGUGCGGCAGCCCGUCGGGAGCUGGGGGUCAUGAUUGGUGAGCUGGCGCGAGGUAAUUUCGGUGCGCUUCGUGGCUCCGGGAUCACCCUGGCUAACCGUGCCGGCUGGAUUGAUAAAUUAAUGACGCCGAAAGGCCUGGCGGUGGGGGGAGUUAUCGGAGGGAUCACUGCUGCGGUUAUUGGUCUGGGUAAAGCCUGGAUGGAGGGGCAGGAAGAAGGCGAAGCCUUUAACCGGCAGCUUGAGCUCACCGGACACUAUGCCGGUGUGACAGCCGGGCAGUUGUGGGCGCUCAGUAAAAAUCUUUCCGGUAAUGGCAUCACGCAACAUGCCAUGGCGGGGUCACUGGCGCAGGUAGUGGGGAGCGGUGCAUUUCACGGUAACGAUAUUGGUAUGGUGGCGAAAGCUGCCGCACAGAUGGAACGCUCGGUAGGGCAGUCUGUCAGUGACACCAUCAGUCAGUUUAAACGGCUGAAGGAUGAUCCGGUCAGUGCUGCGAAGGCGCUGGAUGAUGAACUGCAUUUUCUGACAGCCACCCAGCUUGAACAGAUCCGUGUGCUCGGAGAGCAGGGGCGCACCAGUGACGCAGCCCGGAUAGCCAUGUCUGCACUGGCAGUGGAAACCGGUAAACGUACGUCGGAUAUUGAUAAUAACCUCAAUGCGCUGGGCAGUACGCUGCAAACCUUGUCUGACUGCCAGCAACAGGCGCAGGUGGAGGGACAGAUUGCCGCCGCCAGACAGUCAGCGGGCAUGGCUACUGAAAGGAUGACAGAAGCGCAUAAACAGCUUCUGGCCCUUCAGCAGCGUAUCAGCGAUUUAGCCGGUAAAAAACUGACAGCAGAUGAAAAAAGUGUACUGGCUCACAAGGAUGAGCUGAUUCAGGCACUGACGCUGCUGGAUGCAAAACAGCAGGAGCUGCAGAAGCAGACUGCCCUCAAUGACCUGAAGAAAAAGACCAUUCAGCUGACCAGUCAACUGGCUGAGGAAGAGCGUGCACAGCGUCAGCAACACGAUCUGGACGUUGCCAUGGCAGGAAUGGGCGAUCAGCAACGGCAGCGGUACCAGUCGCAGUUGCGUCUACGACAGCAGUACCAGCAACAGCUGGAGCAACUUGAACGGGACAGUAAGCAGAAAGGCUCGUAUGGUUCUGACGCAUACCGGAAGGCUGAACAGACGCUGACAGACAGUCUGAACCGGAAACUGAAUGAGAAUCGCCGCUACUGGCAACAGAUGGAUGCUGCGCAGGGGGAGUGGAGAAACGGUACAAAACGCGCGUUCAUGAAUUUUACUGCCGACGCGGAUAAUGCUGCCGGGACUGCAGAACAGAUGUUUAUGUCUGCUUUCAGUAGUAUGGGAAAUGGUCUGGCAACUUUUGUUACCACCGGCAAACUCAAUUUCAAAUCUUUCACCUCAUCUGUGCUGUCAGAUAUGGCAAAAAUUCUGGCGCAGGCAACCAUGAUGAAGGCUGUCAAAGGGAUUGGCAGUGUGAUGGGGUUUGAUUUCGGUGAUGUGAAAACCAAUGCAGAAGGUGGUGUUUAUCAGUCUGCUGAUUUGAGUCGCUACAGUGGCACGGUGGUUAACCGUCCGACGUUUUUUGCUUUUGCAAAAGGCGCGGGGGUGAUGGGUGAAGCGGGGCCUGAGGCUAUCCUGCCCUUGCGCAGGGG
Molecule: messenger RNA, 1954 nt
Organism: Cooperia oncophora
Lineage: Eukaryota; Metazoa; Nematoda; Chromadorea; Rhabditida; Trichostrongylidae
Source: the annotation of a GenBank genome assembly